Messenger RNA from Malurus melanocephalus (red-backed fairy wren), 237 nucleotides. Its product is annotated as RNA-binding protein 25-like. Lineage: Eukaryota; Metazoa; Chordata; Aves; Passeriformes; Maluridae. Bases 1 to 237 code for a protein of 78 amino acids. The transcript has 4 exons. The record is from RefSeq and is a predicted model, not a curated record.
AUGAGAGAGAGGAGCAGGAGCAGAGAAAGAAAGGAGCAGGAGCAGGGAAAGGAUCGAAGAGAGGAGCAGGAGAGGAGUAGGAGGAGCAGGGAGAAAAUCAGGGAGAAGAAGAAGGAGAGGAGCAGGGAAAGGAACAGGGAAAGGAAAAGGGAAAGGAGCAGCAACAGGGAGAGGAGCUGGAGCAGAGAGAGAAGGGAAAAGAGCAGGGAAAGGAGCAGGAAAAAAGAGCAGGGGUGA